AGAGCCGAGCCCAGCGGAGCCAAGCCCAGCAGAGCCGAGCCCAGCGCAGCGGAGCGGCUCGGGGGGCAGCGCACGGCACGGCUCGGCGCGGCUCGGCGCUCAACAUGCGGGCGGCGAGGUUUCGGGUGCUGCUCGCCGUGCCGGUGGUGUCCUUGCUGCUGGUGGUCGUGUCCGGUGACUUCUGUGAUGUGAACCACUGUCAGAAUGGGGGCACCUGCCUGACUGGGAUUAAUGAGGCUCCCUUCUUCUGCAUCUGCCCAGAGGGUUACGUUGGGAUUGACUGCAAUGAGACAGAGAAAGGACCCUGCCACCCCAAUCCUUGCCACAACAAUGGUGAGUGCCAGCUGGUCCCAAACCGGGGCGAUGUCUUCACUGACUACAUCUGCAAGUGCCCUGCGGGGUACGAUGGGGUGCACUGCCAGAACAACAAGAAUGAGUGCUCCUCCAGACCUUGCAAAAAUGGAGGCACGUGCCUGGACCUGGAUGGUGACUACACCUGCAAGUGUCCUUCUCCAUUCUUGGGGAAGACCUGUCAUGUCCGCUGUGCUGUUCUCCUGGGCAUGGAAGGAGGAGCCAUCUCUGACGCCCAGCUCUCAGCAUCCUCUGUGUACUACGGCUUCCUUGGCCUCCAGCGCUGGGGGCCAGAGCUUGCCCGCCUCAACAACCAUGGCAUUGUCAAUGCCUGGACCUCCAGCAACUACGACAAGAACCCCUGGAUCCAGGUGAACCUGCUGCGGAAGAUGCGGCUGAGCGGGAUCAUCACGCAGGGCGCGCGCCGCGUGGGGCAGCAGGAGUUUGUGCGCGCCUACAAAGUCGCCUACAGCCUGGACGGGCGGGAGUUCACCUUCUUCAAGGAUGAGAAGCUGAAUCUAGACAAGGUUUUUGAGGGGAACACGGACUAUGGCACCAUGCAGACCAACAUGUUCAACCCUCCCAUCACGGCGCAGUUCAUCCGCAUCUACCCCGUGAUGUGCCGCCGUGCCUGCACGCUGCGCUUCGAGCUCAUCGGCUGCGAGAUGAACGUGUAUUUCAACACGGCAGGUUGCUCGGAGCCUCUGGGCAUGAAAUCCCGCCUCAUCUCCGACAAGCAGAUCACAGCCUCCAGCGUCUUCAAGACCUGGGGCAUCGAUGCCUUUACCUGGCACCCUCAUUACGCUCGCCUGGACAUGACCGGCAAAACCAACGCCUGGACAGCCCAGCACAACGACCAGUCCGAGUGGCUGCAGAUUGACCUCCGGGACCAGAAGAAGGUGACAGGCAUCAUCACACAGGGAGCCCGUGACUUUGGGCAUAUCCAGUAUGUGGCAGCCUACAAGGUGGCCUACAGUGACAACGGCACGUCCUGGACCCUGUACCGGGACCCCCAGACCAACAGCACCAAGAUCUUCCAUGGCAACAGUGACAACUACUCACACAAGAAGAACGUGUUUGAUGCGCCCUUCUACGCCCGCUAUGUCCGCAUCCUGCCCGUGGCCUGGAACAACCGCAUCACCCUGCGCGUGGAGCUGCUGGGCUGCGAUGAGUAGGCACGGGGAGGAAGGACGGGGCUGCUCUUCCCCGCUGCCCAGCCUGCACCCUGCCUGCCCCUGCCCGCUCCUGCUCUGACCUCACACCCCCCUUCCCGUGUCCCCACACUCAGGAGGCGGCCAAGAGGGCUCCCCUGCCCCGGGUUGGUGCUGGGGCUGCAGCACUGCGUUUUAUGGGGCCCUUGCAGGUGGGAUGUGGGGACGGUUCCUGCCCUCUUGCUGUUCCAGCCAGGGCUGAGACCCCCUCCUGCAACUUUCUUGGGGACACCAUCCUGCAAAUGAGGCCUUGCUGGGGGACUCUGUCCUGCAACCAGGGCUUGGCUUUAUCUUCUCUGCUAAGCCUGGAGACGAAUUUUCUCCUUGCUUCUGCUUCCAGCAAGCCAGGGGAGCCUGCCCUAAGACCUUGAAAACUGCUGAGCCCCAAGACACAGUUAAGGCAGGGGACUGCCACUGGCUGCAGCCUCCUAUGUCCCUCCUGCUCCCUGCUUGACUGCAAGCAGGGGCUGUGAAAAUCCUCUGAAAAAACUCAGCUGUUGUCCCCUGCCCAUUUUGCCAGGCCCUGAGUCUCCUUGCCUGCGAUGUCAGCACCACAUAGUGGGAGUGGAGUGAUGAGAUGGCUCCUGUCAAGAGGCACCAGGUCCCCACUGAUGGUGCCUCUACCUGCUGGGCACUCUGGCAGGCACCACAGCGAGCAUUUUGGCAGGCACUGCCCAUUCCCCUUCCUGGGAUGCCAGCUCCAGCAGCUUCUCAAGUCUUAACAUUCCUGUCAUCCCCAUCUUACUGCAGUUUGGGGUACUUGGCCGUCCCUUGUUCUCAGAGCCCAGUGGUGACCAGGGGAACUACGAUCUGAUAGUGGGGAGAGUUGGUUUGUAGCCACAAAGAUGUGGAGAAAAGAUGGGAAAGGUUAGACCACUCAAAUGCAGAGGGCAGAGAGCCGUGCCAUCACCCUUUUUGUAACCUGAUUUUUUUCCCUUUACAUGGGGUGGAGAGGGGAGCCUCUUGCAAUGCUGGAGCCCUCAGGAUUAGCUGUAGGAGAUGAGUGAGUCCCAGCUGGGAGCACAGUCCUGGGCUGGCAGCGAUGCUUCCCCUGCCUGCUGGGAUGUGAAGCAGCCAUGGGGCUGGGCUGGCAGUGGGUUUGCUUUGGCAAGGGCUGAGGGAGCCCGGGUGGGAUGGCAGUGAUGGCCCCACUCUGGGGUGUCUCUGACAGUAUUAAAACCAGCUGAAACUUUG
Messenger RNA from Catharus ustulatus (Swainson's thrush), 2756 nucleotides. It is a transcript of the gene MFGE8, whose product is annotated as milk fat globule EGF and factor V/VIII domain containing. NCBI's taxonomy places the organism in Eukaryota, Metazoa, Chordata, Aves, Passeriformes, Turdidae. The coding region runs from base 105 to 1526 and encodes 473 amino acids. The transcript is spliced from 10 exons. Gene Ontology annotation, molecular function: calcium ion binding. The record is from RefSeq and is a predicted model, not a curated record.